AUGGUCAGCAACAAGGUCGGGAUCUACAAACAGAAUGCACCCACCGUGCAUACCCACAAACCGGUUAUGCAUUUGAAUACGGCGUUCUUCCCGAUUCUAUCAGCUGGGUUUGGUUUGGCUGCUUUUGUUACUGGGUAAGUGAGAGUGAUAGGGCUAGGGCUCUAAGCUAGGGCUCUGGGUUAGGGCUCUGGGCUAGGGCUCUGGGCUAGCGCUCUGGGCUAGGGCUCUGGGCUAGGGCUCUGAGCUAGAGCUCUGGGCAAGAGCUAGAGCUAAAUAGCUUUUUUGUUUCAUUGUUCUUUGAAUAACGAAUUUUUCUUAUCAAAAACGACGUUUCUAAGUGUAUUCAGUGCUUCAAGAGCAAGAUAACGAAAUCUAGACACAUAUUAACUUUUUUUUAAGUUGAAUUUUACAGCAAAGCAUAGAUCACCUAGCAUAUUUGUACAUUUAUAUAGUCAAAAAACAAAAUUUUUUACUUUUAGACAUAUACUAUAUUAUACAUAACGUUUUCCAAACGCUAAAAACUCAUAUGAAUUACAGUAAUAAGGAUAGAAAGAAAAGAAACGAUAGGGACUGCUAGAUUUUUUAAAAAGAAGGCUCAAAGCAAAUUCGUUCAACAAAUUUUAAAAACAUCAUUGAUUUUAGGUACGUUUUGGCAGUACUGAACGACCACGAAGAAGCUUGGUUCUCAUUAAUCAGCGAUGGUGGAGCGUUGGCCCCAGAAAGCUGCAUUUUUGGCAUUUUACUCAACUUUUCAGCCUUUUUCUGUGAGUUUUAAAAUUUUUCUUUCAUCAAAAAUUCAAAACUUUAAAAAAUUUUUUUUGAAUUUUUAAAAUUUUCAUUUUAUUAUUUCAAAAAAAUUUAAGAAUUUUAUUAAUUAAGGCUAUUAAUGUUUUACUGUAUGUUACACCUGCUUAUCUCUAUAUCUAUUCCAGGGCUCCUAACCUGUGUAUCCCGCCACUACCAACUCCUACAGUACGUUCACUUUCACCACGGUAAAAAGCAAAAGUACCGCAUAAUGACAAAGUUUAUGAUGAUAGUCGGAGUUUUGUCUGGAAUCGGAAUGUCUGGUGUGGCAUGUUUUCCAGAAGGCCAGGUACCUUUGGCUCACAGUUUGAGUGCCUUGUUGACAUUUUUUGGCAGUGUUGUUUAUGCAUGGUGCUAUGCCCUGAUGUCGGUUGUGGUUAAGCCUAGAAUCGUGCCGAAUUGGCUGACAAUUUUCAGAGUUGUGGCUGUAUUGGUGGUUACUGUGGCUUUUGUUUGUCGUAGGUUUUUGUUUUGGGUAUUGUGUUAGUUUUUAUAACAUAUUAAAGUUUUAAAAAGCUUUAACGUAACUCUGUGUUAGGCUUCGCCGAAUAGGCUUGCCCUUAACUCGUUUCGGCGUAGCUCUCCAGUCUUGAGCUUCAUAUUAUAUCGUCCAAAAUUAAUUAAAAUUGCCUUUUGUACUACCACAUAUAUCAUAUUAGAAUUGUAGAUCAAGUAGUGCACACAGUACGACCGUUUGUUGAUACUCUACCAGAUGGUACUAAACCAGAAAAGCCAGAAGGUCCACCUAGUGGAAUAUUAAGGUUUAAACCUGAUCAUCCGGUAAGAUUUUUAUAUACUAUACUUUGAUUUAGAUACCUUUUUUAAUACAACACAUAAUUCUUCAUUAUAUGUUAUGUUUCCAUACAAUAAUCAAAAAUCUUACUUUAGUACUACUUGAACCACUUGAUUGAAGCCAUUUUCGAAUGGAUAUUAGCAUGUGGGUCGUAUGUGAUAACGGCCACUUUAUGCUACGAGCUGCGUAGCUUCGAAAUCAAUACGCUGACCAAGGAUGAGCAACGAUCUCUGUUCGAACAAAAUCGAGAACCUAAACUUGUUUCCAGUAAUUUUGUAAGAAAACUAUAG
This is a messenger RNA of Bursaphelenchus okinawaensis, 1887 nucleotides long. The record is from the annotation of a GenBank genome assembly. NCBI's taxonomy places the organism in Eukaryota, Metazoa, Nematoda, Chromadorea, Rhabditida, Aphelenchoididae.